Messenger RNA from Megalops cyprinoides (Indo-Pacific tarpon), 2367 nucleotides. RefSeq names its product chloride channel K (gene clcnk). The transcript has 19 exons. The record is from RefSeq and is a predicted model, not a curated record. Bases 1 to 2136 code for a protein of 711 amino acids. Gene Ontology annotation, molecular function: voltage-gated chloride channel activity. Gene Ontology annotation, biological process: transmembrane transport; chloride transport. Lineage: Eukaryota; Metazoa; Chordata; Actinopteri; Elopiformes; Megalopidae. Gene Ontology annotation, cellular component: membrane.
AUGGAAAAAGUUCGUGUCACAACAGGCACUGAGGCUGACUCAGCCACCAAGGACGCUGGAAAAAAGGAAGACAGCCGAGACACUGAGUGGACAGAAACCACUGAGCAUCGGCUCCUUAUCUCCAGCACUCGUCCUGGGAAACCAUGGCAACACACCCGCUCCAGGGUCAAAGGGUGCAUGCUGUGUCUGCGGGCUGUACUGGGGUCAGUGGUGGGACUGGAGUGGUACUGCCUGUGUGCACUGGGGGUUCUCACAGCGCUCAUGAGCUUUUUCAUGGACCUGAGCGUGGCCAAGCUGCAACGUGCUCAGCUCUGGUUGUACGGUCAGUUGGGGGGCCACAAGCUGCUGCAGUUCCUGUGUUGGAUCCUGUACCCCAUCUCCCUUUGUGCCCUGUCCUCUGCCUUCUCCCACAGCCUCUGUCCAUACUCUGCAGGGUCUGGCCUCCCAGAGGUGAGGACCAUCCUCUCAGGUGUGGAGCUUCCAGAUUACCUGUCCCUCACUCACCUGUUUGCCAAGCUGGUGGGGCUCAUCUGUACCCUGGCUGCUGGAAGUUGCGUCUUCCUUGGCAAAGUGGGGCCGUUUGUCCACCUGUCCACUAUGGUGGGGGCUUAUUUGGACCGACUGUGUGUAUCUAUUCGCAUGGAGAAGGAGGUGACUCCUCACAGGGAAAUGCUGGUAGCAGCUGCCGCAGUAGGGGUCGCCAGCUGUUUUGGGGCUCCAAUCAGCGGUGUGCUGUUCAGUGUGGAGGUGAUGGGCACGCACUUCGUGGUGCGCGAUUACUGCCGCUGCUUCUUCGCCGCAGCCUGUGGGGCCGUGACCUUCCGUAUGCUGUCCGUCUGGAGCGGAGAGCAAGAGACUGUGCAGGCCCUGUUUAAAACCAGCUUCGCCACUGAUCUGCCCUAUCACGCUCCUGAGAUACUGCUCUUCGCCCUGCUGGGGUUGCUGUGCGGGGCAGUCAGCUGUGUUUAUCUCUUUUGCCAUCGCCGGAUCCUCCAAUUCACAAAGACAAACAAACUCGUCAGCAAAAUCGUGGCCACAGAGAAGGCCUUGUAUACAAGCCUGGUUGUGUUUGUUCUGGCAUCUGUCACUUCUCCGCACUGUGCCGGGAACCUUAUGGCUGCCAAGCUCUCUAUGAAGCAGCUCCUUUCUUCCCUGUUGGACAACCGACAGUGGCACUCCCUUUCCCAGAAUGCCUCGGGGCUGCUGCCUCAGGAGUUGGCCCCUCAGAACCUGUGGAUGGAGUGGAGUCCCCCUGGGAUCCCUGUCUAUGUCACACUGGGGUUCUUUCUCAUCAUGAAGCUCUGGCUGCUGGUCCUGGCCUGCACACUGCCCCUGCCUGCUGGCUACUUCAUGCCUGUCUUCAUCUACGGUGCCGGGAUUGGCCGUUUGGUGGGGGAAGGACUGGCCCGUGUGUUCCCGAACGGUAUCCACGAGGAGGGGAAAACCAGCCCCCUAAACCCUGGAGGCUACGCCCUGGCCGGGGCGGCAGCGUUCUCCGGUGCAGUGACCCACACCCUCUCCCCGGCCCUCCUGGCACUAGAGCUGACGGGGGAGUCCACGCACGCCGCCCCCAUCCUGCUGGCGACACUGCUGGCCAACGCCCUGGCGCGUUCCCGGCGCCGCCCAUCUUUCUACGACGCCAUCUCCAUCGUCAAGAAGCUGCCACACCUUCCCUCUCUGCUCAGGACCAGGCCAGAGCUGUCCUUGGUCCGAAUCGGGCAGGUUUUGUCAGGCAGAGGGGUGGCUCUGGAGAGAGAAUCUGGAGUAGCUGAGGUCCUUUCAGCUCUGACAAAUAGCGCACAGACCGAGUUCCCAGUGGUGGAAGCGCAUGAAUCACGACUUCUGCUGGGUUCCGUCCACAGAUCCGAGCUGCAGAGGUUCCUGCAUUGUUUUUCUUUUCAGGUUUUGAGAAAACAGCUGGGAGAUGUAUGUACAAUUCAACCCAUCACUGUCCAGCUCUCUGCCCAUACGACAGUCCAACAGGCCCAUUGUGUUAUGAGUGCGCUGUCCGUGCAACACCUGUUCGUUACUGAAAGAGGAAGGUAUUCUGGGGACCUGACCUGGAAAGAGAUGAAGACUAUCAUUGAAGAUUUGGCCAAAGGAAGAACUGAACAGACGGACAGACCGCAUGACUGAUGGACUCUAUGACCGACAGCAGCAAAGACAUAAUCUAUCAAAAGUCUCGCCAUUUGUUCCUCAGAGCUGGGGUCAACUCAAUUCAGUCCAUGCAGGGAAUGAAAUGAAAUCCAUUUGAUAAACAUAAAAUCAUCUAUUAAGAUUUAAGAUUUUUCAGUGAAUGAACUCAUUUCCUGAAAUGACUAAACUGAAAUGGAAUCAACCCCAACUCUGACCCCCAGACUGUAUAAA